AUGGCGGCGGUUGGGGGACCUUCGCCGGAGCCGGCGGCUUCUGAACAGCCGGCGGAGCUCCCUGCGUCGGUGCGGGCGAGCAUAGAGCGGAAGCGGCAGCGGGCGCUGAUGCUGCGCCAGGCCCGGCUGGCGGCCCGGCCCUACCCGGCGACGGCGGCUGCGGCUACCGGAGGCGUGGCUAAUGUAAAAGCAGCCCCAAAGAUCACCGACACAGGAGGAGGCUUCAUUCUAGAAGAGGAAGAAGAGGAACAAUGUACAAUUGGAAAAGUUGUCCAUCAACCAGGACCUGUUAUGGAAUUUGAUUAUGCGAUAUGUGAAGAAUGUGGUAAAGAAUUUAUGGAUUCUUACCUUAUGAACCACUUUGAUUUGGCAACUUGUGACAACUGCAGAGAUGCUGAUGAUAAACACAAGCUCAUAACUAAAACAGAAGCCAAACAAGAAUACCUUCUGAAAGACUGUGAUUUAGAAAAAAGAGAACCAGCUCUUAAAUUCAUUGUGAAGAAGAAUCCUCAUCAUUCACAAUGGGGUGAUAUGAAACUCUACUUAAAAUUGCAGAUUGUGAAGCGGUCUCUUGAAGUUUGGGGCAGUCAGGAAGCAUUAGAAGAAGCAAAGGAAGUUCGACAAGAAAACCGAGAAAAAAUGAGACAGAAAAAGUUUGAUAAGAAAGUAAAAGAAUUACGGCGAGCGGUGAGAAGCAGCGUGUGGAAAAGGGAAACAGUUGUUCAUCAGCAUGAGUAUGGACCAGAAGAAAGCCUAGAGGAGGAUACAUACCGGAAGACUUGUACCAUGUGUGGCCACGAGCUGACCUAUGAGAAAAUGUGACUCGUAAAGUGUGAUGUUGCCACAGAUGAAUGGGACACUCCUAUAAAUCAUGCUUCAGGAAGAAAUUUUAAACACUGGACAGUGGGCAGCAAGACCUUCCUGGGACCAUGAGAAAGCUUCCAGCUUGAGGACAAGAGUA
This is a messenger RNA of Puma concolor (puma), 961 nucleotides long. RefSeq names its product XPA, DNA damage recognition and repair factor (gene XPA). The record is from RefSeq and is a predicted model, not a curated record. Gene Ontology annotation, biological process: nucleotide-excision repair, DNA damage recognition; UV-damage excision repair; nucleotide-excision repair involved in interstrand cross-link repair. Gene Ontology annotation, molecular function: damaged DNA binding. NCBI's taxonomy places the organism in Eukaryota, Metazoa, Chordata, Mammalia, Carnivora, Felidae. Gene Ontology annotation, cellular component: nucleotide-excision repair factor 1 complex.